AUGAAUAAGAAGACAUUUCAAAUGUUACAAAUAAUUUCUAUUUCAAUACUGUUCUUCAAACUUUCUGUUCUGUGAAUCCUGAAUACAGACAGGUUUCCACUUUCAUUCAGCAGCACAACUGUUUUCAGCUCUGAUAUCAGCAUAUAAGAAUGAUUUAGAAGGAUUUGACACUGAUGACUGGAGUAACAGGAUUAAACAGCCAUUUAAAAUAUAUUAAAAUAGAAAACAAAUCACAAUAUUACUGUUUUUGCCUAGUUUUGAUCAAAUAAAUGCAACCUUGGUGAGCCUAAACAUAUUUUUAUUAAUCCCAUACUUUUGAACAGCAAUACAUCACAUAUUUCAAAAUGAACUUAAAAAUUUAAGAACAAUACCAGAACAGAUAUUAAUCCUCAGACACAUGUUUAUUUCAGUUGUUACAGGCAGGGAUGAAUUUAAUGAUAACAAUAUUGCAGACGACAGCUGAAGGUUGUUCUGCUGUUACACAAAGUGCUUGUCAUUCAGUUACAGACGACUGCACAAAACGUGCAUACUAAUGAAAACAUUAUAAACUGUUACCUAGAAGUAAACAACUGUAGUUUCGGCAUAAGUCAGCCGCGACGCUGAGAAUAUAGUUAUUUUUUAGGGAAUAAUCCUGACUGAGAUACAAUAUGAACUAAAAUUCCCAGUUGCACGUGCAAUCGCGCAUGUCUGGGAAACUCAUGAAUAUUCAUGUAUGCUCCGCUUUCGGAAACCGAAAAUCUCAGAAACCGAAAAUCUCGUAACACUGGAUCACAUUCAUACUCAACGAGAUUAGUACCUACUCUUUUAGGCUCGUUAAGUAAGUAGGCUACUUAUUGAAAUUAAGUACCUACUCAGUAUAGGCUGUUUGCUUUGCAAAGCCCUUGCCUUUUUUUUUUUUUUUUUUGGAACACGAAAUGUGAAUCCGAAAGUUAUCUGGAAGGAACUUUUUCUGUUAGGUUGCCAGUUUGAGGACACACAACAGGAGUGAGCUCAAUUUACAUUGGAAGGCGAAGAGAGAGAGACUUGCACACUCACUUUUUAGCUUUAGGCCACAUCUUGAAAAUGGCUGCAAGCAAUAGAGGUCUGAUAUUGCAAGAAAUUAAUGGAGAUCUGAAUUUGGUGUUACUGGGAAAAAUAGGAGCUGGUAAGAGUGCUUCAGGAAACACAAUCCUGGGACGACAAGCUUUUGAAUCAAAGGAAAGUUUCACUUCUGUCACACAAGAUCUGGCUGUUGAAUCUGGGACUGUCUGUGGGCGACAGGUCACUGUUUAUGACACACCAGGAUUAUUUAACACAAAGCUUAGUGAAGAAGAGGUUCUGCAGAUUUAUGCAAAUGUUUUUCACAGAUGUGAAUCAGGUCCCUGUGUGUUUCUGCUGGUCAUUGAAGCUGACAGAUUCACUGAAAAAGAGAGAAAAACUGUGGAGAAGAUCGAGAAGCUGCUAGGAGAAAAACGCUUGAAGAAAACCUGGAUUCUCUUCACUGGAAGAGAUGAACUAGAGGAAGAAAACAUGACAAUAGAUGAAUUCAUCAAUGAGACUGAACCAUUGAAGAGACUGGUUCAGAAAUAUGAUCACAGAUACCAUGUGUUCAACAACAAGAACAACGAGACAGGACCUAAUGGACAAGUUCCAGAGCUGCUUUCAAAAAUAGAUGCAAUAGAAAAAGGAGCAAAACCAAAGCAGACUCUAGCCAAGGGGCAAAAACCAAAAGAAAUUCCUAUCUCCAGUCUCUUACCUGAGAGGAUUGCUUUUCUGGAGUUUGAAUCUAUGAUGGGAAUAAGAUCAGCAAUCUGUGAAUGGUCAGAGACACACUCCACUGUUUCAGGCAGAUCUGUGGACACAGCUAAAGGUUGGCUGACCAGAUUGAUUCCUGUCAGACUUAAUGCUCGAGACACCUCCAGACGGAUUGUUCUUCUGAGUAAUACUGGUGUUGGGAAAAGUGCAGCUGGAAACACAAUACUGGGACAGAAAAAGUUUAUAUCCAAAAGGAGUACAAAUUCAGUAACCAGUGAAUGUUCAGAAGCUCACGCCACUGUUUCAGGCAGAUCUGUGUCUGUAGUUGAUACUCCCGGAUUCAUUCACACACACAUGAACACUGAAGAGUUGGCGAUGGAGAUAGCGAGAAGUGUUUAUAUAUCCAGUCCUGGACCUCAUGCUUUUCUCAUUGUGUUUCCUGUGAAUAUGAGAUUCACUGAACAGGAACAGCAGAUUCCUCAGAUGAUUGAGAUGAUGUUUGGUCAGGAGGUGUUAAAAUACUCCAUCAUUCUCUUCACUCAUGGAGAUCUGCUAGAAGGAAGGUCAAUAGAGGAACUUGUUCUGGAGGACAGUGCAUUAAGAGAUCUAGUUUAUCAGUGUGGAGACAGAUAUCACGUCUUCAACAACAGAGAUCAGAGAAACAAAAAGCAGGUGAAUGAUCUACUGCAGAAGAUUGACACAAUGAUAGAGCAGAAUGGAGGAGGACACUACAGUAAUCAGAUGUUUGAAAAUGCUCAGAGACUCGGACUGAGCAGACAGAGAGAGGAAGAGGAGAGUUGGAGAGGAGCAGAAGAGUGGAGCGAACGGCAACAGAACAUACAAAUACAAGAGGCAAUUGAGAAAGCAAUAAAAGACACAGAGGAGAAUAUCAGAGCCGAGUUUGAAGGUUCACCAAGAUUUUUACAAGAAAGACUUAAGACAAUGAGACUGAGAGAGGAAGUCUGGAAACGGCAAGAGGAGGAACGACAGGAGGAGUUUGAGAGAGAAAGGAGAAAGAACAGAGGUAUACUGCCGAGUGUCAUUUACAAAAUGCAAUUACUAAGAAGACCGCGUAUGGAAAGGCAGAGAAAACAACAAGAGGAGAAAGAAAGACAAGAGGAGAUUGAGAGAGUGAUGAAGGAGACAGAGGAGAGAAUCAGAGCAGAGUUUGAAAGUCCACCAAGAUGAUUAUGAGACAUACUUAAAUCAAUGAGACAGAAAGAGGAAGAGAGAAAACUACAAGAUGAAAACCGAAGACGAGUGGAGUUUGAGAGAGUGAGAAAGGAGACUUAGGAAUCACAGUAGUGUUUCAAUGGCCAUCAAGAUUUUUGCUAGAAAGACUGAGAGAGACAGAAGAGAGAAUCGGAGCAAAGUGUGAACCAGAAGCAACAAUGAGAAAAUGGGAAAACUAAAUCAGGAAUGUCUCCUGGAUUCUUUGACCUACUGAUGAAACCAGAGGAGUUAAUAAUGGUGAGGGUGAGAAGUGUCUAUUUAUCCAGUGCUGGAGCUCAUGCUUUUCUCAUUAUGAAAUUAGGAAAAAUUACUGGACGCAGAAUCAAGCAGUGGAGUUCUACCUGUUUUUUCAAGGUUCUGCAUCAUAUAUUAUUUAGUGGAACUAAUGGUGCAGGAGGAAAUCAGAGGAACAUAAGAUUGAGUGAUGAAGACGGGAGAGAAGGGUAUAAUCAGUGAGGAGUAAGAGGAUUCAAUGAUUAAACAAAGGAUGGACUUACUGCACUGCUACAUGCUUUGCCAAGCUGCCAGUUGAUAGUGAGUCUGAGAAACUCCUCAUCAUCAUCACCUUCCUAACUGCUGUGAUCCAACUGGAAAACUCAGGAACAGUACAGUAUAAAACACCUGAACAACUGUAAACAAACAUUUCCACAUCCAGAUGAUGAGACGGCUCUGGAUGGAAGAACAGAACGGUUUCAAUCAGCACUAUUCAACAGUUUAACAUGUCUAAACAUGUUUCCGGCUACAUGAUGAUGACAGGAAAUCAAAUACGCAGAAGCUGAGAGAAGAAAACAGACACAUGGAACAAGAUUGCAAAAGAAUAGGGAUAGGACUCGGGAAGAAAUCAUGUUCAUGGAUGU
Megalobrama amblycephala (Wuchang bream) is the source of this 3824-nucleotide messenger RNA. Its product is annotated as immune-associated nucleotide-binding protein 12-like. The record is from RefSeq and is a predicted model, not a curated record. Bases 1063 to 2922 code for a protein of 619 amino acids. Lineage: Eukaryota; Metazoa; Chordata; Actinopteri; Cypriniformes; Xenocyprididae. The transcript has 8 exons. Gene Ontology annotation, molecular function: GTP binding.